AUGCUCAACGCUGUGAACUUCUCUGCUUCCACGGAAAAACCAUCUAAUGCAGCGUUAGCCAGUAUGAUACAACGAGCAUUAUCAAUAUGCACAGAUUAUGCUCUGCUCAAUGAAGAGUUUAAUCAAAUUCGCCAAAUAGCUAGACAAAAUGAGUAUCCUAGAGCGUUUGUUGAUACAACAAUAGGAAUCGGUCUAAAUAAAUGGUAUCAAAGACAAAAUGAAGAUUUAAAAGUAGAUGCACCUAACAAAAUAAAACAUCUGGCCGGUAAAAUUCGUCCCGAUAUUGACGUAUGGUUUAUAUUAAAACCUCCACUUCGGUCUCAAAAUUUCUUUCAAAUAAAAGGUCCCAUACCGAAACAUUUACAAUCAGAAAUUGUGUACUCUGCUAAAUGCAGGGACUGUAACCAUAAUUAUGUUGGAAAAACUGAACCUCAGAGUGUCAGAAGAUUAUGCGAACAUGGAGCUUCGAAAGAAGUGUUUGAUAAGUGUGACGUAUAUCCACUAGAUACUGAGAUAGAAGAAGACGAUUCAGAAUCACAAGAUAGAGUUUGUCAGAGUCAUUCUAAACGACGCACUAUACCUAUUCAAACUCAACCGUUGACACCUGGAGUUAGACGAUCUUCUAGACUUCUAGCUAAAGCACACACUGUUGAUAAUCCAGUGAUUAAGGCUGAAUGCAUGGACGAAAGCAUGAAAGAUACAAAAGAAAAAUCGGCUUUAGCCAAGCAUGAAUCUGAAACUGGACAUAAGUUGGUCAGUUAUAGGGAUGUUCGGUUCUCGGUUCUCGAGUUAGAACCGAACCGAAAAGAACCGCGGUUCCGAAAAAGAGAAGCUACUGGCUUAAAAUCUGCUCUAUUAACAAAACGAUCGAAAAAAGUUAAAGAAACCAGUGCAACCGAAAAUGAAAAUGUUCAGCCAAAAAUUGAUGAAACAUUAAAAGGAAAAAGAAACGAGAAUGCAUGUCUAAGUAUUAAGUCACCUGUACUGGAUAAUGCUGUCAUGGCAGCAAUUAUCAAAGAUCAUAGAAGUUUUAAUGAUUUUAAUCGAGAAGGUAUGAAAAUAUUUGUUAAAGCUGCUGUUGGUAGUUAUUCAUGUCCUUCACGUUCAAUUAUUCGUACAAAAUUAAAACGAUUAUAUAAAACUGAAAGACAAAAGGUUAAAACAUCAUUGGAAAGUGUGAAAAGUUUAAGUAUAACAACUGAUGUAUGGUCUAAUAGAAAACAAGAAAGCUAUUUUACAUUAACCGGACAUUAUUUCGAAGAUGAUAAUCUUGAUCGAAUUAAACAUACAAUAUUGUCGUGCAAAAGUUUUAAUGGAAGUCACACGGGUGAUCGGUAUGCAUCAAAAAUAAAGGAAGAAUUAGAAAAAUCAAAUUUAGAGUCUAAAACAUUUACAAUGACAACUGGUGGAGCUGCGAACGUGAAAAAUAUGUGUACUAUAUUGCAGACAACAAAUGGUAUUAAACCAAUUUAUUGCGUAGCUCAUGAUUUACAUCUAACAAUAUGUAAUGCAUUACGAUUAUGGCCAAAACAAGCCAAAAAUAAGAAUUAUUCUGAUGCUGUUAUUGAAGCAUUUCUAUUAAAAAAAAUAGCAAGUAACUCUGGAACAGAUGAUUUACAAUAUUCUACUGAAUAUUCUGACGAUAAUACCGAUUUAGAACAAACGACGGAAGAUGAUAAUCAAAAUAAAAGUGGUUGUGAAUCUAGUGAAGGAAUAAUGAAUUCAUCAUCCACAGAUUUUAGUUCGGUGUCCGAUCAUAAUGAAGAUAACAACAAUGAUCGCAGUAGUGAAGAAAUAGAAAUAACACUAGAUGAUGCCAGAGAAGUUAUCACAUCUAUUACUAAUGUUUUACUUAAAUGUCGCAAACUUGUGAAUCAUUUUCGAAGAUCCACUAAACAAACCGGAUAUACCGGAAAAAACGAAUUGGUAGUUAAAGAACUUAGUGGAUCUUAUUAUCCAACGUUGUCGAAAGCAUAUAAUGCUCUACGAGCAUUUCGGGUUUUAUUAAAUACAAGUGAAUCAAAUGAUUCAGCUGAUAUGAAAGUAAUGAAAAAGUUAUUGUUAGCGUAUUUGAACCAUUAUUUUCCUCCGAACGAAACAAAUGAGCAGUAUUGUUUAAUGAGAGCUUGUGCAUAUCUUGAACCAAAGCAACACUUAGCACUUACAAACGCAGACAUCUUGAAAGCUGAACAAUUUCUAACCGAACUAUUUAUUGAACAAAAAUUUAAACCAAUAAUAAGUAACUGUGAUGGAGAUAAACCGACUAAAGAUCGCCUAACUACUAGUAGAAAUGAGUUAUCUACGUUUGAAGAUCUAUUGAUACAAACAGGUAUCCAACAAGCUGACACAACACCACAGCCAACACAUCCACUAAUAAAUGAAUAUGAUAAAUUCAAAUUGUUAUUAAAAAAGCAAUCAAAAGAAAAAUUAAAUGGAUUUUAUAAAGAGAAUGGACAUUUAUUGCCAAAUAUUCGAAUGUUAGCAAAAUGUGUACUAUGCAUUCCAUGCACCAGUGUAGCUUCAGAGAGCGCAUUUAGUAUCUC
Didymodactylos carnosus is the source of this 2543-nucleotide messenger RNA. The record is from the annotation of a GenBank genome assembly. NCBI's taxonomy places the organism in Eukaryota, Metazoa, Rotifera, Eurotatoria, Philodinida, Philodinidae.